This is a messenger RNA of Cajanus cajan (pigeon pea), 3550 nucleotides long. Its product is annotated as potassium transporter 8. NCBI's taxonomy places the organism in Eukaryota, Viridiplantae, Streptophyta, Magnoliopsida, Fabales, Fabaceae. Gene Ontology annotation, cellular component: membrane. Gene Ontology annotation, molecular function: potassium ion transmembrane transporter activity. Gene Ontology annotation, biological process: potassium ion transmembrane transport. The record is from RefSeq and is a predicted model, not a curated record.
UUUCAGUUCAGCCGUAGUCAGCGUUAUUGUCAGGUCACUCAAUAGUUCCAAUUAGUGCAUGCUAUUGCAAUUGCUAAUCUUUGGAUGCAAACAAUGGAACCCUCUCCUCUGUUUCUUACCCAUGUAAUUCAUGUGAUGCACCUUCUUUCUGUCACACACACCCAUGUUUAUAUAUAUAUAAAAUAUCAAAUUCCAAAAAUAUUAUAAAUUUCCUUAGUACAAAACUGCAACACAAUAGAGCAACAUAAAAAAAUAAAAUGUAGAAGGAAACUGAAAACAUGUAAAACCCGAACACCAAACAGCACUCAGUGCAGAACAAAGUAGAAACGUUAUACCCUUCUCUAUUCUCUCCUUCUCUCUCAACCACACGGAUACCCACUUAUAUUAUUCUAAUCAUCUCAUUCUGACAUCACUUCACCGUUCACCCUUCCUCGUCACACCACUAUUCUCUAAAUUAGUUGGUGGUGGUGUUGUAUGUUUGUUUGUUCUUCUUUUGUCUGCAUUUGUGCCUCUUUUCCAAAACAGGCUUUUUAUAUACAUAUUUGAAAAGAGAGUACAAAAAACAAAGAAAAGGAUUAGCAGUUAUACCAAACUCUCUUUUCAAAAUCUAUUUUUAUUUUCCAUAUCUGGGGAGGGUGUUACUUCAUGAGGAUGGUAUUCAUUUUGCUAUGACCAUCUAAGCAUUUUUUUCCUUAAAAAAAGUUGCUAUCUUGUUCUGAGACAUUCCCUAAUGGAUCUGGAGUCUGUGAUCUACAAAAACUCGAUUAAGGAUGAAUCAUGGAAGACAGUGUUAACAUUGGCUUAUCAGAGCCUGGGAGUUGUGUAUGGAGAUUUAAGCACAUCGCCACUUUAUGUUUACAAAAGCACUUUUGCUGAGGACAUUCAGCACUCAGAGAGCAAUGAAGAGAUAUAUGGGGUGUUGUCUUUUGUGUUCUGGACACUCACACUGAUUCCACUCCUCAAGUAUGUGUUCAUUGUGCUUAAAGCAGAUGACAACGGAGAGGGAGGGACUUUUGCUUUGUACUCUCUGCUAUGCAGGCAUGCGCAGGUGGGGUUGUUGCCUAAUGUUCAGCUUGCAGAUGAGGAAUUAACGGAGUACACCAAGGAUGGAACAGUGCCAAUUGAUAAGAGGAAUGUUGGGCAGGGAUUGAAAUCAGUGUUGGAGAAACACAAGGUUCUGCAGAGGGUGCUGCUGGUUCUGGCUUUGAUUGGGACCUGCAUGGUUAUCGGGGAUGGUGUGCUUACACCUGCUAUUUCUGUUUUCUCUGCUGUGUCUGGCUUGGAGCUUUCCAUGUCUAAAGAGCAGCACAAAUAUGUUGAAGUCCCAGUUGCUUGUGUAAUACUGGUGUUUUUGUUUGCACUUCAACAUUAUGGGACUCAUCGAGUGGGGUUCUUAUUCGCACCUGUUGUGAUGACCUGGCUGGUAUGCAUCAGUUGUAUCGGCGUGUAUAAUAUCUUACAUUGGAACCCACAUGUUUAUGAGGCUCUCUCUCCGUACUACAUGUUCAAAUUUCUGAAGAAGACUCAAAGGGGAGGUUGGAUGUCCUUAGGGGGUAUUCUACUAUGUAUAACAGGUUCUGAGGCUAUGUUUGCUGAUCUAGGACACUUUUCACAGUUGUCAAUUCAGAUUGCUUUUACUUUUUUGGUAUACCCUUCUUUAAUCCUGGCAUAUAUGGGACAAGCUGCAUAUCUAUCCAAGCAUCAUACUAUUGAAAGUGAUUACCGAAUUGGGUUCUACGUAUCUGUACCUGAGAAAAUUAGAUGGCCUGUUCUUGCUAUAGCCAUACUUCAAGCUGUGGUUGGAAGUCAGGCUAUCAUCACAGGUACAUUCUCAAUAAUCAAACAAUGUUCUUCCAUGGGAUGCUUCCCGAAAGUGAGGAUCAUUCAUACGUCAUCGAAGGUACAUGGCCAGAUUUACAUUCCCGAGAUCAACUGGUGUUUGAUGCUACUUUGCCUGGCCAUUACUGUUGGAUUCAGAGAUACAAAACGCAUGGGAAAUGCAUCAGGCUUGGCUGUCAUAACUGUAAUGCUCGUGACCACUUGCUUAAUGUCUCUAGUCAUAGUAUUAUGUUGGCACAAGAGUAUUUUCCUAGCCAUUUGCUUCAUAUUCUUCUUUGGCUCCAUUGAAGCACUAUACUUCUCUGCAUCCCUCAUCAAGUUCCUUGAAGGGGCUUGGGUUCCCAUUGCCCUAUCUUUCAUCUUUCUUAUUGUCAUGUACGUGUGGCACUAUGGCACACUUAAGAAGUAUGAGUUUGAUGUUCAAAACAAGGUUUCCAUCAACUGGCUCCUUGGUUUAGGCCCCACUCUAGGAAUUGUCAGGGUUAAGGGAAUUGGCCUCAUACACACUGAGCUUGUUUCUGGGAUCCCCGCUAUUUUCUCUCAUUUUGUUACCAAUCUCCCAGCUUUUCAUCAAGUUGUGAUUUUCCUUUGCGUUAAAUCCGUGCCAGUGCCACAUGUGAGGCCUACAGAAAGGUUCUUAGUUGGUAGAGUUGGCCCUAAGGAAUACCGGCUCUAUAGGUGCAUAGCAAGGUAUGGCUAUCGUGACUUUCACAAGGACGACAAUGAGUUUGAAAAAGAUCUCAUUUGCAGCAUAGCAGAAUUCAUACGCUCGGACACUUCUGAAAACAACCUAGGAUUCGAAAGUUAUGAGGAUGACACAAAGAUGACAGUUGUUGGGACCUCAGCAUCAAACUCGGAAGGCAUAAUGAUGUGUGAAGAUGAUAAUUCUCAAAUGGAAGACACUCUAGAAUUGAGGGUGGUUAAGUCUCCUGAAAUAGUGAGGAAAAGAGUAAGGUUUGUUCUGCCAGAGAGUCCACAGAUUGAUUUGAGUGCAAGGGAGGAGUUGCAGGAGCUGAUGCAAGCGAGGGAGGCAGGAAUGACAUUUAUAAUGGGUCACUCAUAUGUGAAAGCAAAAAGAGGAUCAAGUUGGAUAAAGAAAGUUGUAAUCAAUUAUGGGUAUGAUUUCUUGAGGAGAAACUCUAGAGGACCAAAUUAUGCUCUAAGUAUCCCUCAUGCAUCUAUCCUAGAGGUGGGCAUGGUUUAUCAUGUCUGAAUUUUGGCUACAAGAUAUGUAGUUCAGUAUAUGGUUAGGUAAAUCUUGCACAGUAAAAAUGGUGGCAUUUUGUAUACUAACACUCCAUGCUACCAAUAUUUACAUUUUACCUUUUUCUUAUUGCUCUUGGUACAUAAAUAAGCUGUCAAGAGGGAGUACAUGUCACGUUGUCCAAGUUCUCAUCCAAGUAUCCUAGCAUGAACUUGAAAUAUGGAUCAAGUGGACAAGGGAUAUUUUUGUGGGAGUUUAUUUUUUUUAAUAGAAAACUUUGUAAUUGAAGGGUAAUUGUGGAUUGUGUAAGUAGCUUGCCUAGAAUUUUGUAAAAGAUGUGUUGCGUUAGCCCCCCCUAAGUAAAUAUGUUUUGUGCUGCUGAAAAUUGAUACUGGAUCCUUGUUAGCAGAUUGGUUGAUCAUCUCUUGUAUUGAAACAUGAGAGAAAGUAGCAAUCCUGCAACAUAUUUUUUGCAAAUAAAUAAAUUUUAUGAACAUUUAAAUGGGA